Blepharisma stoltei is the source of this 1735-nucleotide messenger RNA. NCBI's taxonomy places the organism in Eukaryota, Ciliophora, Heterotrichea, Heterotrichida, Blepharismidae. The record is from the annotation of a GenBank genome assembly.
AUGACUAGCGAGCUUCAAAAGACUUUGGAACUUAGAGAACAAGAACUUUUGAAUGCAUACAGAGAGCUUGAAAAAGUGAGGAAAAAAUAUAAAAAUCUUAAAGCUGAGGUUAAAGGAAAUAAGCAGCCUGAAAAUCUUGAUAAUUUUGUUAAUAAAAUCAUCGAUGCCAUCCACACAAAAUUUGAACCAUCCCCAAGAAAAAUCCAGAAAAGAGAAGAAUCAUCAGAUAUUGAAGAAGGAGAAAUCAAACAAAAUCAGAUGAAUAAUAAUGAAAAAAUUAAAUCAUUAUUUGAGCCAGAUAAAAAUGAUAGACAAACUAAGCAAAAUAAGCCAAAAAAUCCUCAACAAAAUGCAUAUGGAAAUAAUAAAAUAUGUUAAGUGAAUAGCUUGUCUGCCUUAGAGGCCUAUUUAUAAUUCGAAUUAAUUACUUGGCAGUUAUAGUGCAUACUGAUAAGCUAUUCAUAUAUAAAACAAUAAUACUAAGCCUCAGUUUGGAAAGCAAUUAGCUAACAAACAAAUGCAAGAAAGAAAUAGCCCCCAAAUAAAUCAAAAACCCUAUCAAUAUCCAAAUGAUUUUGCAAACUCUUUUAAGCAGCAAGCAGAUAGAAAUAAAAUUGCCAAUAAGCCAGCUUAUAAUGAGCCUUAUUUAAUCCACAAUUAUCCUAAGCCUCAAAUUCAAGAGCCUAUGCUUCUACCAAAUUUUCCAUCAUAUUCCCCCCAAUCUUUCCCAAAGCAGCCUGCAAUGUCUCAGCCAAUUCUCCAAGAUCUUUUCAAUUCAAUCAAAAAUUCAUACUGGCCAACUCAGGCCUUUGAUGUGUCAAUUCUCUCUAUUGAUUUUUCAUUUUUUAAAAAAUUUGACACAGCCCUGAUCUGUAAUUCUCUUCUAGAAGAACUCAAAAAAUGCCUUGAAAUUUUUAGUUUUAAUGACGCUUAUUAUAUAAUCAAUAUAAUAAUCAAAGGACUUUUAGGGGAAGAAACAAGAGACAAACAAUUUUUCGGGAAUCUAAAAAAAAUCAUAAUUUCUCCAACAGCAAAAGGGUUCAAUUUUGCAAGCGAAAUUUGCAAAAUUCAGCCUAUAAGAUACACAAAUCAAUGAAAAUCGCUGCAAGAAUUACUCCAUGUCUGUUAUAUUUCAAUCUGCAAAGAGUAUGGAUAUUUCUUGCUAAUCAGAUCAUUAGCUUCAAAGCAAUUGAAAGUAAAAGAAAUCAGACUAUUCCGGUUGAUUUUUGAGAUCUGGGAAUCAGAUUUGGGUGAAAGCCAGCUUUUUUCUCUAAAAACAUAUAAAAAAUUAUAUGAAAAUAUAGAAGACACAGAGUCUCUUUUUAAAGAUAUCGCUUUAGAAGCAGCCCGCUGCACUGAAGACACCCACAAAGAUUUAUAUGUCACAGCAAAAUCUUUAAUUUCCUUCGUAGGAGGAAAAACUGCUUAUAAAUACUAUGAGAAUUAUCUUUGGCAAACCUUAUCAUCUGCGUUUAAAGACUCUCUAACCAGAGUUAUCAUAUUAGAAAUGAUCGGCCCUAUAAUUACUCAGCUUUCCAAGAAUUCUGAUUGCGCCACAGUUACUGAAGGACUUCAGCGCAGUAUGGAAGAAAUUUUAACUGACGAGAAUUUUGAAAGUAAUAAAUAUUUAGGCUUUAGUUUUAAAGAGCAAAAGGCAGCUGCAAAAACCUUGGAAAAAUGUGGGUAUACGUCACCAAUUUCAUUAAAAUGGAGAACAAAAUUUAUUAAGCCUUAA